GAUAACCAAUUGGCUGAUAGAGUAACAAAUGAAAAGUAACUUGACUCCAUUGACCUGCUUAACUCCAUAUGGGAACGAUGGAAAGGAGCAACUGUUUGCUUUGAAACAGUGGAAUAGAUGAAGAGUGAAUACAUUUUUCCCCUCAAAUUACAACUUCCUUUUGAAUGCUGAAUAUAGAGAAAAAUAGAUAAAGCAAAGCAGGAGAAAAUGGCAUGUAACGUCCCUAACCAAAGACAGCGGACUAUGUCAACCUCUGGAGAAGCUCUGUAUGAAAUUCUUGGUCUGCAUAAGGGAGCAUCAAAUGAAGAAAUUAAGAAAACCUACAGAAAGUUGGCCCUGAAACACCAUCCAGACAAGAACCCAGAUGAUCCAGCUGCUGCUGACAAGUUUAAGGAAAUCAACAAUGCCCACACCAUACUGACUGACAUGUCCAAGAGAAUCAUCUAUGACAAGUACGGCUCGCUGGGACUCUAUGUGGCCGAGCAAUUUGGAGAUGAGAAUGUUAAUACCUACUUUAUGCUGUCAAGUUGGUGGGCAAAGACCCUGUUUGUCAUUAUUGGCCUCUUGACCGGCUGCUAUUUUUGCUGCUGUCUAUGCUGUUGUUGCAACUGCUGCUGUGGACGCUGCCGGCCCAAAUCAUCGGAGCCAGAAGAGGACUUCUAUGUGUCCCCAGAGGAUCUUGAGGAGCAGAUCAAGACUGACAUGGAAAAAGAUUUGGACUUUCCAGUUGUUCUUCAGCCUACAAAUGCAAAUGAGAAAACACAGCUAAUCAGAGAAGGAUCUCGAAGUUAUUGCACAGACUCUUAAUAUUGAGCCCACUGAGGGUCUGCAGUACCUCCUCUUGGUUCAACCAUGCCUCCAGGUGGUCAUGGGGAGAGGA
Myotis davidii is the source of this 880-nucleotide messenger RNA. It is a transcript of the gene DNAJC5B, whose product is annotated as DnaJ heat shock protein family (Hsp40) member C5 beta. NCBI's taxonomy places the organism in Eukaryota, Metazoa, Chordata, Mammalia, Chiroptera, Vespertilionidae. The transcript has 6 exons. The coding region runs from base 208 to 807 and encodes 199 amino acids. The record is from RefSeq and is a predicted model, not a curated record.